AUGGAUAACGAAAACAACUCGGAUUCCUUCUCUUAUUAUGUAACAUUUGCUCAGCGAGUUGCUCAAUUUGGGUUUUUUGCAACUACGACUUCAUGUACUGUUCUUAUUCUCUUAACAAUUUAUGGCGUAAAACGGGAUUUCGGAAGUUAUAAAAAUCUAUUGUUAAUGUUUGCUGGGCUAGGAAUUGUAUUUGCAACCACUGAAGUUCUGUUGUUCCCGAAUUUACACUCCUACAACGCUGGAUACUUUUUCUACAGUAUGGAGCGCCCAUUCAGAUUAGACACUAAAAAUGUCUCCCGCUUCCUUGUAAUUUAUACAGGCCUCUAUGGAUCGACAAUUUGUUUGCUCUCUGUCCAAUUUGUCUAUCGAUAUUGGGCAGUUUUUAGUGAAUCAAAACUGAAAUUUUUCAAAGGUUGGAGGUUCAUAUUUUGUAUCAUGUAUUGCGCAGCUUUUGGAGCAGAUUGGGGAUUGUCAAUUUAUUAUUUUGAUGAAAUGGAUGCCUACGCUGAUCAUUAUUUCAGAGCCGAAAUGCAUAAAAGAUAUCGCCUAAACAUUAGCGAGGUUGCGUGCUUUUCCCUGGUUGCCUACAACUUUGAUAAUACCCCUAGAUGGCGUAACAUAUUAUGCACAAUUUCUCUAUUUUGUAUUAUGCUCAUUCAAUACACGAUAAUAAUCUAUUGUGCGACAAUUAUGUAUCUGAAAAUGGAAGAAAAACUGAAAUUAUUAUCCGUCUCAAUAAGAAAUCUACACAGACAAUUCUAUAAAACAUUGGUAAUCCAAAUAUUCACUCCGACCAUUUGCCUAUUUUCUCCCUUGAUUUUUAUAAUUUUUCAUCCACUUUUCAACGUGGAAAUUGUUGUGCCAACUGGAAUGCUGUUAUGUGCAAUCACGAUAUAUCCAGCGGUGGAUGCAAUUAUCAUUAUGUAUGUUGUAACAGAUUAUAGGAACGCUAUAAAAAAGAACUUCAAAAAAGUGCAGCAGAAGCUCUUGUCUCAACGAGGAAUGUCAACGAUUUUGAUAAGAACAACUCAAUCUGUUUGA
Molecule: messenger RNA, 1041 nt
Organism: Caenorhabditis elegans
Lineage: Eukaryota; Metazoa; Nematoda; Chromadorea; Rhabditida; Rhabditidae
Gene: str-25
Product: Seven TM Receptor
Exons: 4
Coding region: 1-1041 (346 amino acids)
Source: RefSeq, marked reviewed